AUGUCUUCCUCUUCACAUCUUUCCCCUCGGAGCUGCAAGCUCUUGCUCAACAUUCUACCGCUCGCUCUGCAAACCUCGGCCUCUGCCCUGUACUCGACUUAUAACUUCAACCCGCUGGAACAUCUUGCAGGCAUCGCUCCGUACUUUGAGCCUCAAGAUCCCCAGACAUCACCAGACCCCCCACAGGGUUGCUCGGCUACGCGAGCAGCCUACCUGUCUCGCCAUGCGGCCAUUUUUGCCAAUGACUUUGACUACGAGGAAUAUAUUGAGCCCUUCAUUGAGAAGCUUCAGAACCACACUGGCAUCGAUUGGAGUUCCAUCCCCAGCCUGAACUUCUUGGCCACCUGGUCAGCACCGAUUUCCGAGGCCGAGGAGGAACUCUUGACCCGCGUCGGCAGACUCGAGGCUACGGAGCUCGGUGUCGACCUGUCGUUCCGCUACCCGGGCCUCCGCCUGCCCGAGCGCGUAUACACCUCCUCUGCCGAGCGCACGUACAAGUCGGCCCAGUCGCUCGUCCGGGGCCUCGAGUUGGAUGACAACACCAUCAAUGUUGUAAGCAUCUAUGAGUCCGAGGAGUCGGGAGCCGACAGCUUGACCCCCUACAAGGCCUGCCCGGCCUACUCGUCGUCCUCGGGCAGCGACGAGUCCAACGUGUACAAGGAAAAGUUCACCGCACCCAUUAUCGCCCGCUUCAACGAUGCCGCCCCCGAAUUCAACUUCACCACCAACGACGUCUACGGCAUGAUGGAGCUGUGCGGCUACGAGUCCGUCAUCCGCGGCAGCUCGCCCUUUUGCGACCUGGACCUCUUCAGCCCCGAUGACUGGCUGUCAUGGGAGUACACCGAGGACGUCCGCUACCACUACAAUGUGGGCUACGGCAACCAAGUCGCCGGGUACGCCGGUCUGCCCUGGUUUAACGCCACCGCGAACCUGCUCAUGAGCGAGGACGCCGACGCCCAGGACCUCUACGUCAGUUUUACCCACCGCGAGCUGCCCCCCAUGGUCUUUGUCGCCAUGGGCCUGUUCAACAACUCCGAGUUUGGCGGCAGCGAGGCCCAGAUCAACGAUACCAUGCCCCUGGACCGCAUCAAUUACCGCCGGGCCUGGAAGAGCUCCCACGUGCUCCCCUUCCUCAGCAAUCUGGCCAUUGAGCGCCUAAAUUGUACCGGAAGCUACGGCUACGAUGACGGCGAAUACUACCGCGUCCUCGUCAACAGUGCUCCUCAGCCCCUGACCAACUGCAUUGAUGGCCCCGCCACCACCUGCUCCCGAAGCGGCUUCGAAAGCUAUCUCCAGGAGCGCGUCGACAUGUUUAGCGGCUUCUCUGAAAAGUGCGGCGUCGACUAUGACAAUUCGACUGAUAUCCUGACCAUUUACACUGAUCCCUCAGUCGGUAAUGGAACCAUUGUCGGAAAGCGAUACAAUGCUUUCCCGUAA
This is a messenger RNA of Pestalotiopsis fici W106-1, 1437 nucleotides long. RefSeq lists its product as uncharacterized. Gene Ontology annotation, cellular component: fungal-type cell wall. NCBI's taxonomy places the organism in Eukaryota, Fungi, Ascomycota, Sordariomycetes, Amphisphaeriales, Sporocadaceae. The transcript has a single exon. The record is from RefSeq and is a predicted model, not a curated record. Bases 1 to 1437 code for a protein of 478 amino acids. Gene Ontology annotation, molecular function: acid phosphatase activity.